AUGGCGGAUUUCUCUUCACCAGACAAUAAUUAUCCUUCUUCUUCGUCGUCAUCAUCAUCAUCAUCAUUUUCGUUUUCCAAACCAAACAGCAAGAGAAGAAGAAUCGGAGAUCGCCACAUGGAAACCACAAACCCUAGCAGCAUUGCGGUGGUGGAGUUGGAGCAUCUCGGCCUCCCUCUUCUCUCAGCGAAGACCGCCUCUCCGGCCGACACCCUCCGUCUCCGUCCCCGCCGCCGCUACUCCAUCGGCCGAAGCCGCCGCCGCUCCGACUUCCUCUUCGUUGACCGCCGCGUCGGCCGCCGCCACUGCCAGAUACUCUUCCACCCUCGCCUUCGCAAACUCUAUCUCCAGGAGCCUAGGGAUAGGGCUUCUCUUAACGGAGUUUACGUCAAUGGCGUCCGGAUCGUGAGAGGCCGUGCCGUGGAGGUUUCUGCUGGCGAUGAGGUAUCGCUCGUCUGCGCGAAUCGGAACUGUAGCCGACACGGUGGUCGCGUCGGGUUUGUCGUCCGGAGAAUCGUCUUUGAGGAGAGGAUUCCCCGCAGCACUGGCCGGCGAGGACUAUCGGAUUCGCAUUCGCAAUCGCAAUCGCAAUCGCAAUCGCAAUCGCAAGGAACCGUGUCGAGCCGACGGGGAUUCAAGAGAGUUUUCGCUUCCAAGGUUGACGACGAUAUCGCCUUUUCCUUUUCUGAUUCCAAAUGCGAAGACCUAAUCUCUAGGGCAAGACGUUUGAUUAAUCAGUACAAGGAGAUAUUGCGUAAUGAUAGUUUGAAUGUACAAAAUCAUGACGUGGUACCUUCUGAGACUGCUAUUAGGGACGAUGAUCCAGAGAAAUUGCCUGUGGAUUGUCGCCAUUCUUCUUCCGAUGGUGCUGUGAAGAUGAACAUAAGUCCGCCUGGGAAGAAGUUUUACUUGAAUCGCCUGGCAUUUAUGGAGGACGAUUGUUCUUCAGGUCAUGGCACUGAAAGCAUUUCCUUGCAGGAGCUUCUUCAUCCUGUUGAAAGCAUUUCGCAAAUGUUCAUUGCAACUUUUACUAGUGAUAUUUUGUGGUUUUUGUCAUCCUGUGAGAUUCCCAGGCAUCUGCCUGUGACAGUUGCUUGUCAUAAUACUGGGAGAUGUUGGGAUACUAGCCCUGAGAAAAGAACUUCUGUUCCUUACCCAGAUUUUCCUAACCUAACGGUCGUGUAUCCCCUAUUUCCUGAAGACAUAGCUUUUGGUAAAGACUCGAAGAAACGAGGCAUUGGUUGUCAUCAUCCAAAAUUGUUUGUUCUACAGAGGGAUGAUUUCCUUCGUGUUAUAGUUACUUCUGCAAAUUUAGUGCCAUCACAGUGGAAUGCUGUGACCAAUACCAUCUGGUGGCAAGAUUUUCCUGUCAGAAGUUCUCCUGAUUUGAUGUCUCUUUUUACUCAAAUUCACGCUCGGGAUGUAAAUCAAGAGUCAAAGUCUGAUUUUUGUUCUCAGCUGGCUGGUUUUAUGGCAUCUCUUCUGACUGAUGUACCCAGCGAGGCUCACUGGAUUUUUGAGUUGACAAAGUAUGACUUUGGAGGGGCAAUGGCUGAUUUAGUUGCUUCGGUACCUGGAAUUCAUUCUUACAGAGCUCCCAGUAUAUUUCCACCCAUGCACUUCUCACAAGUGAGCACUUCUAUUCCAUUCCUUGGUUCAGUUGAAGCAUCUGUGGUUGGUCUAAGCUACCUCUUUCACAAAGCAGCAGAUUCCAAUGGUGCACAGCUUAAGAAACUGGCUUCUUUCUUGGGAAAAUCAUUUGAAAAGGCAGAUGGUUUUUCGAAGGUUGUUCUAAAAAGAAACAAGAGUAUUCCUGCGGAUGAAAAUGCUGUGAGCAUUCUUGUCCCUAGCACAAAUGAGUUCCCCGGUGAAGACUGCGUUCAACUUGGUUUUCUUCCCAGAAAGGUUGCAAAGUGGAUCUCUCCACUGUGGGAUAUUGGGUUCUUCAGGUUCUCUGCCUAUGUUUGUCAGAAACAAGCCCUCACGGCAGCUUUAGGAGGAAGCAGCAAGAAAGUUUCACUGUCAAUACAUGUGUCUCAGGGACCAAACUUUGAGGAUAUUACAAAGCUGAUGCAACCAGAACAUGUUGUUGCACUAUGCUCUAUGGUGGCUGCAAUUCAAAGGUGUACAGGCCUCUGGCGACUACAGGAGGUUUUAACUCGAUAUAAAUGGCCCGAACACCUCGAGUCUGAUUUUAUUUACAGUGCGUCCUCAAUUGGGUCAAUCAAUUCAAGAUUUUUAGCUGCCUUUUCAGCCGCUGUAGGAAAAACAUCAUUGCAAUUUGACUCAGAAGAGUCUGAUCCAGAGUGGGGCUGCUGGAGUGCUAGUCAGGAAUUACAAAAUCCAUCCAUUAGAAUACUCUUCCCAACCAUUAACAGAGUACAAAAUGCAUGUAAGGGAGUCUUGCCUUCAAAACGUAUACUUUGCUUCUCUGAGAGAUCAUGGGAAAGACUGCGAACUGUAGACAUACUUCAUGAUGCAAUUCCUCAUCCCAGCCAUAGAGUUGGGCAUCCAAUGCAUAUCAAGGUGGCACGAAGGCGUUUUAAGUCCAGGACUGAUGCAUCUGCCUUUGGUUGGGUUUAUUGUGGGUCACAUAAUUUUAGUGCAGCUGCCUGGGGACGACCAAUUCCUAAUCCAUAUGGUGCAGAAGUGGAUGAAAAAGGGAGACCCACUUCUUCUUUGGGUGUCAGACUUCACGUCUGCAACUAUGAACUUGGGAUUGUUUUCAUCUUUCCCCCAACAGAACCAAAGAGUAACGCCAGUAAGAAUAGCAUUAACUUGGAUGGUAUAGUUAUGCCAUUUGUUGUGCCUGCUCCAAAAUAUGGACCAACAGAUAGGCCAGCGACAGCAAGGGCUAUGAGAGAGGCAUUAGCUGCAAUCAAUGAACGAGGGGCAGAAAAUCUUUCUGAAGUAGAAGAGGUUUCAGAUGAAGAUGAAUCAGCUGAGGAAACUAGUUUCGUUGCAGAAGAGAAGGAAGAGGAGAAAACUUAUGCCAAUGUGCUCUGGAAUCAAAUUGACUUGUCUUAGAGUUGAGUCA
Molecule: messenger RNA, 3037 nt
Organism: Morus notabilis
Lineage: Eukaryota; Viridiplantae; Streptophyta; Magnoliopsida; Rosales; Moraceae
Exons: 12
Coding region: 1-3027 (1008 amino acids)
Biological process (GO): DNA repair
Cellular component (GO): nucleus
Molecular function (GO): hydrolase activity, acting on acid anhydrides, in phosphorus-containing anhydrides; phosphoric diester hydrolase activity; protein binding
Source: RefSeq, a predicted model, not a curated record